Molecule: messenger RNA, 2602 nt
Organism: Phyllostomus discolor (pale spear-nosed bat)
Lineage: Eukaryota; Metazoa; Chordata; Mammalia; Chiroptera; Phyllostomidae
Gene: UPF3B
Product: UPF3B regulator of nonsense mediated mRNA decay
Exons: 11
Coding region: 302-1750 (482 amino acids)
Biological process (GO): positive regulation of translation; nuclear-transcribed mRNA catabolic process, nonsense-mediated decay
Cellular component (GO): cytoplasm; nucleolus
Molecular function (GO): mRNA binding
Source: RefSeq, a predicted model, not a curated record
GGACUCCUGUGCCAAUACCAUGUAGAGCGCGGCCCCCAGAGAGUCUGGAUCCAGAGGGGAUUGGGUGGCGCGGGGAUUCGGUAGGCCGGAACCUAAGACUAGGUGUUAACUCCUCUUCACGGAAGCAAGCUAGGAGCCUUGAAGUCUCGCGAGAUCCAGACGGAGCCCAACGGAACGCGGGGCUGUCCCUAUCACUAAGGGGUGUUUGUUGGAGGCGGAACUGUAACGGAGUGGGCCGGCAAUCUAAGGUGCGCUGUGGGGCCGUUUGGGCGGAGCUUCGACUGUGCGGAGAGCCGUGGCCAUGAAGGAAGAGAAGGAGCACAGGCCUAAGGAGAAGCGAGUAACCCUUUUGACUCCCCCGGGGGCCACAGGCAGCGGCGGAGGGGCUUCAGGGGACAGCGCCAAAGGGGAAGAUAAGCAGGAUCGGAACAAGGAGAAGAAAGAGGCCCUGAGCAAGGUGGUAAUUCGGAGAUUACCUCCCACUUUGACCAAGGAGCAGCUUCAGGAACAUCUUCAGCCUAUGCCUGAGCAUGAUUAUUUUGAGUUUUUUUCUAAUGAUACUAGUUUGUAUCCUCAUAUGUAUGCAAGAGCAUACAUCAACUUUAAAAACCAAGAGGACAUUAUUUUGUUCAGGGAUCGCUUUGAUGGUUAUGUAUUCCUUGACAAUAAAGGUCAGGAAUACCCUGCAAUAGUAGAAUUUGCACCUUUUCAAAAAGCUGCAAAAAAGAAGACUAAGAAAAGGGAUACCAAAGUUGGGACUAUCGAUGAUGAUCCAGAAUAUAGAAAAUUUUUGGAAAGUUAUGCUGCAGAUAAUGAGAAAAUGACAUCUACUCCGGAGACACUGCUAGAGGAAAUAGAAGCUAAAAAUAGAGAACUAAUAGCUAAAAAGACAACCCCACUAUUGAGCUUCCUGAAAAACAAGCAGAGAAUGAGAGAAGAAAAAAGAGAAGAAAGACGGAGACGAGAAAUAGAAAGAAAAAGACAAAGAGAAGAAGAGAGGAGGAAAUGGAAAGAAGAAGAGAAACGAAAAAGGAAAGAUAUAGAAAAGCUAAAGAAGAUAGAAAGAGUUCCAGAAAGGGACAAAUUAAAGGAAGAACCAAAGAUUAAGGUACACAGGUUUCUGUUACAAGCUGUGAAUCAGAAAAAUCUGCUCAAGAAGCCAGAAAAAGAUGAAAAAGAAUUGGACAAAAGAGAAAAAGCCAAGAAAUUGGACAAAGAGAAUCUGAAUGAUGAAAGAGGCAGUGGGCAAAGUUGCACAUUGCCCAAACGUUCUGAUAGUGAAUUUAAAGAUGAGAAGCCUAAGAGACCUGAAGAUGAAAGUGUCAGAGACUACCGGGAGAGGGAACGGGAUUAUGAACGAGAUCAAGAGCGCAUACUUCGGGAACGAGAGAGACUGAAGCGGCAAGAAGAAGAGCGCCGGAGGCAGAGGGAGCGCUAUGAGAAGGAGAAGGCAUUUAAAAGAAAGGAAGAAGAAAUGAAAAAAGAGAAAGAAGCACUGCGGGAUAAAGGAAAGAAGAAUGAAAGUACAGAAUCAGUAGGCAGCUCAGAAAAAACUGAAAAGAAAGAAGAAGUGGUUAAAAGGGACCGCAUUAGAAACAAGGAUCGCCCAGCAAUGCAGCUUUACCAACCAGGAGCUCGAAGCCGAAAUCGACUUUGUCCCGCUGAUGACAGCACCAAGACUGGUGACUCAACAAUAGAAAAAAAGCAGGAAAGUGGUAUUAGCCAUAGAAAAGAAGGAGGAGAGGAGUGAUGAGUCCAAAUGGCCAUGGGUGUCCUCCUGACUGUGUAGGCAGCCAAAGAGCAUGUGUUAAUUCAGAAGUGCCUCAGGGCAAAGGAAUAGAGAGAGAAAGUGGGUGGCUGUGCUGGUGGGGUACACUGCAGAGGAGUAUGUUUUGCGUCAAAGCAGGAACCUGAUUGCAGGUGCAGACUGGAAGUACAAUUUCAUUUUUUUUGCAGUUCCUACAAAUUAAAGUGUCAGACAAAAUGAGAGCAAGGACAUGCAUUGCAAUUUGCAGGUGGGAAAUGUCAAGUAGGGACUUGAUUAGGUAUGACAUGAGAAGAAGAAAAGAGAGCCGGCUCUAAAAUCAAAAGGUUUUGUUAAUCCUGGAUUGAUUUUUUUUAAUUUAGUGGAGCAGAGUCACUUUUAAAUCUUGUUGAGAUCUAGUUAUGUUCAUUGUUGGUGUUACCUGUUGACUUUGUGUAGCGUAGGAGCAACAAGCAUGUAAUUGUAGUACAGCUACAGUGAAGGAUAUAACAAAGGUUCUCUGGUGCAAAAUUUAAAUAGUCAUGUCAUGUCUAUAUCCUGCGUCCUAAAAAUUCAGGAGUAGUUUUAGAUUUCUGCUUGCGUAUGUGAGCUUAGCAUAGAGAAUAUUUUUAAAUGUCUCCCUUUCCCUUUAGCAGUUUUUACAUUAAUAAGUACAAUUUAACCCUUGCUUGCUUCUUGACAAUCCAGUCUUUGUUUUAUCUUAGGUCUCAUGAUCUGAGUGCAUGACCUGUCCGGGAAGGAAACUGCACCAAUAUUUGUUCCUGUUUAAGUAGCAAUUUUCAGUCUUAGUUUGUUUUGCAUUGGUGUCAAUAAAUAUCAACAUCACUCAAGUAUGAA